Messenger RNA from Phodopus roborovskii (desert hamster), 1738 nucleotides. It is a transcript of the gene Syt10, whose product is annotated as synaptotagmin 10. Gene Ontology annotation, biological process: calcium-ion regulated exocytosis; regulation of dopamine secretion; cellular response to calcium ion. The transcript is spliced from 7 exons. Lineage: Eukaryota; Metazoa; Chordata; Mammalia; Rodentia; Cricetidae. Gene Ontology annotation, molecular function: calcium ion binding; phosphatidylserine binding; syntaxin binding. Gene Ontology annotation, cellular component: membrane. Bases 108 to 1679 code for a protein of 523 amino acids. The record is from RefSeq and is a predicted model, not a curated record.
GUGCGCGCCGCCCUCCUGCUCCCUCGCCCGCCAUGGGGCCAACUCACAACUCCUAAGGCUCAGCCUCGGAACACGGGAAAUCACAGAAGCAGCAAGCAGACGCCAAGAUGAGUUUCCGCAAGGAGGAUGGCGUGAGCAGCCUGUGCCAGAAAGCACUGCACAUCAUCACCGAGCUGUGCUUCGCGGGCCAGGUGGAGUGGGACAAGUGCUCGGGCAUCUUUCCCGCUGAUAGAGCCAGCCAGGGAGGAGGCGGCACAGAUGUCUCAGUGAGCCUGUUGGCAGUUGUCGUGAGCUUCUGUGGCCUAGCCUUGUUGGUUGUCUCCCUUUUCGUCUUCUGGAAGUUGUGCUGGCCAUGCUGGAAGAGCAAGCUUAUGGCUCCCAGUGUCAGUGCCCUUCCGCAGAGCAUUUCAAGUGCUCCAACUGAAGUUUUUGAGACUGAAGAGAAAAAAGAAGUUGAAGAAAAUGAAAAGCCAGCACCAAAAGCUAUUGAGCCUGCAAUAAAAAUCAGCCACACUUCCCCUGAUAUCCCAGCUGAAGUACAGACGGCUUUAAAGGAACAUUUAAUUAAACAUGCUCGUGUGCAAAGACAAACCACUGAGCCUACGUCUUCAUCCCGCCACAACUCCUUCAGGAGACACCUACCAAGGCAAAUGAACGUCUCCAGUGUUGACUUUACCAUGGGCACUGAACCGGUUUUACAAAGAGGAGAAACAAGGACCAGCAUCGGGAGGAUCAAACCAGAGCUCUAUAAGCAGAAAUCAGUUGACUCCGAAGGCAACAGAAAAGAUGACAUCAAAACCUGUGGGAAACUUAACUUUAUGCUCCAGUACGAUUAUGAAAAUGAACUCCUCGUUGUUAAUAUUAUCAAAGCUUUAGAUCUCCCAGCUAAAGAUUUUACAGGAACUUCUGAUCCUUAUGUGAAGAUCUAUCUUCUUCCAGACAGGAAAAAGAAAUUUCAGACGCGUGUCCACAGGAAGACAUUAAAUCCUCUGUUUGAUGAGAUAUUUCAAUUCCCAGUGGCCUAUGAUCAACUAAGCAACCGGAAACUACACUUUAGCAUAUAUGAUUUUGACAGAUUUUCCAGACACGACAUGAUUGGAGAAGUUAUUCUUGAUAAUUUAUUUGAAGUCUCCGACCUCUCAAGGGAAGCCACAGUAUGGAAAGAUAUCCACUGUGCAACCACGGAAAGCAUAGACCUGGGCGAAAUCAUGUUUUCCCUUUGCUAUUUGCCAACCGCUGGGCGUAUGACUUUGACAGUGAUCAAGUGCAGAAAUCUGAAGGCAAUGGACAUUACUGGGUCAUCAGAUCCUUAUGUUAAAGUGUCUUUGAUGUGUGAAGGCCGAAGACUUAAAAAACGGAAAACAACCACAAAGAAAAAUACUCUUAAUCCUGUGUACAAUGAAGCCAUUAUCUUCGACAUCCCUCCAGAGAAUGUAGACCAAGUCAGCCUGUGCAUUGCGGUCAUGGAUUAUGACAGGGUGGGACACAAUGAGGUCAUAGGCGUGUGUCGAACUGGACUAGAUGCUGAGGGUCUUGGGAGAGACCACUGGAAUGAAAUGCUUGCCUACCAUCGAAAACCAAUUACACACUGGCACCCCUUGUUGGAGCUACCUGGCCGGGCAACCAGCUUUGAUAGUCAAGGAUCCUGCUCUUCUCCAAGACCACCAUCCACACCAUAAAACCUACAAGUAAGACCAUGUCACAGAAAAACCUAAAUUCACAAGCUCAUCAAACCAGA